This is a messenger RNA of Betta splendens (Siamese fighting fish), 2033 nucleotides long. It is a transcript of the gene shmt1, whose product is annotated as serine hydroxymethyltransferase 1 (soluble). The transcript has 12 exons. Gene Ontology annotation, molecular function: mRNA regulatory element binding translation repressor activity; mRNA 5'-UTR binding; protein homodimerization activity. The record is from RefSeq and is a predicted model, not a curated record. Gene Ontology annotation, biological process: protein homotetramerization; L-serine catabolic process; tetrahydrofolate interconversion. Bases 159 to 1607 code for a protein of 482 amino acids. Gene Ontology annotation, cellular component: cytosol; cytoplasm; nucleus. NCBI's taxonomy places the organism in Eukaryota, Metazoa, Chordata, Actinopteri, Anabantiformes, Osphronemidae.
CCACAAGACGGCGCUAAAGCGGCCGUUAAACACUGACAGAAGAAGACGGCGUCAGCGGAUUGGCGCAAACUUUGGCGGACUCGGUGGGAUGGUUUUUAUUCUCAUUUUAUUUCAGUCCAGUUUCACAGCGCGACCCGACCGAACCUCCUGUUGUCAACAUGUCUUUAACAAAUGGCCAGAGUGUGAGCAAGGAGACGUGGGACUCCCACAACAAGAUGAUGCUGGAGCCUUUGGCCAUCAACGACUCUGAGGUCUUUUCAAUCAUUAAGAAGGAGAAACACAGGCAGACGUACGGUCUGGAGCUGAUAGCAUCUGAGAAUUUUGCCAGCAGAGCAGUUCUCGAGGCUCUGGGUUCCUGUAUGAACAACAAGUACUCUGAGGGAUACCCGGGUCAGAGAUACUACGGUGGUACGGAACACGUCGACGAACUGGAGAGACUGUGUCAGAAGAGGGCGCUGGAGGCGUACGGCCUGGACUCGGAGCAGUGGGGCGUCAACGUGCAGCCCUACUCUGGUUCUCCUGCCAACUUUGCCGUCUACACGGCUGUGGUGGAGCCCCACGGACGGAUCAUGGGCCUGGACCUUCCUGACGGAGGUCACCUCACACACGGCUUCAUGACUGACAAGAAGAAAAUCUCAGCGACGUCCAUCUUCUUUGAGUCCAUGCCCUAUAAGGUGAAUCCAGAAACCGGCUACAUCGACUAUGACAGACUACAAGAAAAUGCUCGACUGUUCCAUCCUAAACUCAUCAUUGCAGGAACAAGCUGCUAUUCUCGCAACCUGGACUACGGCCGCUUGAAGCAGAUCGCUGUGGAGAACGGUGCGUACCUGAUGGGAGACAUGGCUCACAUCAGCGGCCUGGUGGCUGCUGGAGUCGUGCCCUCGCCCUUUGAGCACUGCGACAUCGUUUCCACCACAACACACAAGACGCUGCGAGGCUGCCGUGCUGGAGUCAUCUUCUACAGGAAAGGCGUUCGGAGUGUGGAUGCGAAGGGGAAGGAGACUCUGUACAACCUGAAGUCUUUGAUCGAUCAGGCUGUGUUUCCAGGACUGCAGGGGGGACCACACAACCAUGCUAUCGCAGGUGUUGCUGUAGCUCUUAAACAAGCCAUGACGCCAGAGUUCAAAGCCUACCAGACGCAGGUCCUGGCCAACUGCAGAGCUCUGUCCAGCGCUCUGACUGACUACGGCUACAAGAUCGUCACAGGCGGCUCUGACAACCAUCUGAUCCUUCUGGACCUGCGCAGCAAAGGAACGGACGGAGGCCGAGCAGAGAAGGUUCUGGAGGCUUGUGCCAUUGCUUGUAAUAAGAACACCUGUCCAGGAGAUAAGAGCGCUCUGCGCCCCAGCGGACUGAGGCUCGGUUCCCCAGCUCUGACUUCAAGGGGCUUAAUGCAGGAGGACUUCAAGAAGGUGGCGGAGUUCAUCCACAGAGGUAUCAACCUGACCUUGGAGAUCCAGCAGAGCCUGGAUCCUAAGGCCCUGCUCAAGGACUUCCUCCAGGCUCUGUCCCAGGGAGAGAAGUUCCAGCAGCGGGUAGCGGAGAUCAGGGCUGAGGUGGAGGCGUUCGCUGGUCAGUUCCCGAUGCCUGGUCUGCCAGAGCUGUAGAGAGCAGCCGCUCAGACGCCCAAGGCUGCUGAACUGACGAGUAAACAAAUACCUGAUCAAUUCUGUCUGUGGAUUUGAGUGGAUCAAAUGGUGACAAAUCUGUCACUGUUUAUACUAAGACAGUUUGAUUUGUGUGUGAUUAUGUUAUUCAGUACUGUUACUCUGCCUCUGCUGUUUUCCACUGUUACUUUGACCUGAGGUUACAAUAAUCUGUAAGCUUUAAUCUUUCCAGAAAUCCUCAUUACUUGUUUUUUAUGUUCAUGAAUAUAAAGUUUUCUGACUGACAGUUUGCAACAUUGAUGCAUUAAAUUAUGUCUGACUCUACAUCUUCAUUCAGCUUGAAGGCAAACUGGUGCUAGAGCCCUUAAAAACCAAAACUAUUAAAAUGUAAAUGAAGUAAAAAUAAAACCAAGAUGAUUAAUCAUA